Molecule: messenger RNA, 1875 nt
Organism: Parascedosporium putredinis
Lineage: Eukaryota; Fungi; Ascomycota; Sordariomycetes; Microascales; Microascaceae
Source: the annotation of a GenBank genome assembly
AUGUCGGCUCCUACUCAGCAUGGAGAUGCGGUCGCCCGGGGCACCACUACCCGCGACAUGCAUAACCACCUUCUCUUUGAGAUUGCCACCGAAGUUGCAAACCGAGUUGGUGGUAUCUACUCCGUUCUCAAGUCCAAGGCUCCUGUCACCACCCUCGAAUAUGGUGACCGAUAUACGUUAAUCGGUCCUCUGAACCGACGAUCCGCCGCUGUUGAGGUUGAAGAGAUUGAGCCCACAUCGCCCGAGAUCAAAGCCACGAUAGACUCGAUGAAGGAGCGUGGUGUUGACAUUGUCUACGGCCGAUGGCUUGUCGAAGGUGCUCCCCGCGUCAUCUUGAUCGACACUUCCACUGGCUACAAGUGGCUGGAUGAGUGGAAGCGUGACCUCUGGGAUGUCGCCGGUAUCCCCUCUCCUCCCGAUGAUCAUGAGACUAAUGAGGCUAUCGUCUUUGGCUACCUCGUAGCGUGGUUCCUGGGAGAGUUUGCGCGCAAGAUCGAUGUGACCACCGUCUUUACUACACACGCCACCAUUCUCGGCCGCUACCUUUGCGCAGGCUCGGUCGAUUUUUACAACCACCUCCAGUGGUUCGAUGUGGACCACGAGGCUGGCAAGCGCGGCAUCUACCACAGGUACUGCAUUGAAAGGGCCUCGGCGCACUCUUCCGACGUCUUCACCACAGUCUCCCACAUUACCGCCUAUGAGAGCGAGCACCUUCUCAAGAGGAAGCCCGACGGCGUCCUGCCCAACGGCCUCAACGUGACCAAGUUCGCCGCCGCCCACGAAUUCCAGAACCUACACCAGGCUUCUAAGGAAAAGCUCCACGACUUUGUGCGAGGCCAUUUCUACGGUCACCUUGACUUCGAUCUCGACAACACCCUCUACUUCUUCACCGCCGGUCGUUACGAGUUCAGGAAUAAGGGCGUGGACAUGUUCAUCGAGUCCCUGGCCCGCCUCAACCACCGCCUCAAGGCUGCGGGAAGCAACCUCACUGUAGUAGCCUUCAUCAUCAUGCCCGCCCAGACUACCCAUCUUACCGCGGAGUCGCUCAAGGGACAGGCCGUCAUCAAAUCUUUGCGGGAAGCCGUCAGCGUCAUCGAGCGCAACAUCGGCAAGCGCCUGCGCCUGUUCAGCAUGAAGCGCUCGGCCCUUCCUCCCAUCGUCACCCACAACAUGGUCAACGACCACGAAGACCCCAUCCUGAACCAGCUCCGUCGUGUCAAACUUUUCAAUGACCGCGAGGAUCGGGUCAAGGUCGUUUUCCACCCCGAGUUCCUCAACUCUUCCAACCCCCCCUGGGGCUACACCCCGGCCGAGUGUACCGUCAUGGGCGUGCCUAGCAUCACCACCAACCUUUCCGGCUUUGGCUGCUACAUGGAAGAGCUCCUGGACUGCGGCCCCGAGUACGGCAUCUUUAUCGUUGAUCGUCGCAUGAAGGGCGUCGACGACUCGGUGAAUCAAAUGACCGACUUCAUGUUUGAGUACUGCCUCAAGAGUCGCCGAGAGCGCAUCAACCAGAGGAAUCGCACCGAGAGGCUCAGCGAUCUCCUCGAUUGGAGAAGGAUGGGACUCGAGUAUAGCAAGGCCCGCCAACUUGCUCUCAGGCGCGCUUAUCCUAACGAGUUUUCCGAGGACGACGUCGUCUGGGACUGGGUCCCCGGCGUGAAGCAGAAGAUUGGCAGGCCUUUCUCUGUUCCCGGCUCUCCCGAAGGCAGGGAAGGCUUGAGCACGGAGGAUUAUAUCGCUUGGAAGCUUCAGGACGAACAUGAGGACGAGUACGACCACGACUUUUCAGUGGCGGUUCGACCGAAGCCUUCAGGUCCCGCGAGUCCAGUAGACACACCGAAGGUGAAUGCUGUCGACGACCACAACGAUUAA